GUAUUAGCAGUUUACUGAAUUUUCUUUCAGAGAUACCGGAAAUACUCCAGGAGGGAACAUGCACAGAAACGCACUGAAGAAUCCCAUUGCACUUGAGCAUUUUUCUAGUCUUUUAUUCUAUUUUGAGUCUGGAUAUAAGGUCUCGAUGGAGGACACACGCACUUCAGAGACAUGACAUACUUGGAGUAAAGGGAAGCAGACACCAGCUACAUCAGGAUCCAGGUAUAUCACAGAUAGUUUUCAGAGGCCUACGUGUUUAAUAGCAAAGAAAAUAUAAAGGUCAUUGUCUGUGACCUGUAGAAGAGUUUACAAUGGAGAGUCCAGCUGUCACAGAGUCCUCCUAUAACACAGUUGCCAUGAAUGACUUCUUUUCUGGAUUCGUAUGUUUCAGCAUAAAUGUGCGGGCAUUUGGAAUCACAGUGCUGACUCCGCUGUACUCGCUGGUGUUUGUCAUUGGUGUGAUAGGCAAUGUCCUGGUGGUUCUGGUGCUCAUACAACGCAAGAGGCUUCGAAACAUGACCAGCAUCUACCUGUUCAACCUGGCUGUCUCUGAUCUGGUCUUUCUAUUCACACUACCUUUCUGGGUUGACUAUAUCGUAAAAGGAGACUGGGUGUUUGGUAAUGCCAUGUGUAAGUUUCUCGCUGGAUUUUAUUACCUGGGCUUGUAUAGUGACAUGUUUUUUAUCACCCUGCUUACAAUUGAUAGGUACCUAGCUGUUGUCCAUGCUGUGUUUGCUCUGAGGGCCCGGACUGUCACUUUUGGCAUCAUCAGCAGCAUCAUUACCUGGGUCCUAGCUACCUUGGUUUCUAUUCCUUGUCUGUAUUUUUUCAAAACUCAGUUGGAGUUCACUUACCAAACCUGCAGAGCAGUUUUGCCCAAGAAGAGCCUGAUACAGUUUUUGAGGUUUCAGGCUCUCACAAUGAACAUCCUUGGGCUAAUUUUGCCUCUGUUGGCCAUGAUCAUCUGCUAUACAAGGAUCAUCAAUGUUCUACACAGAAGACCCAAUAAGAAGAAGGCCAAAGUCAUGCGUCUGAUUUUUGUUAUUACACUUCUCUUCUUCCUCCUCUUGACCCCCUAUUAUUUGGCUGCCUUUGUUUCUGCUUUUGAAGACGUCCUAUUCACCCCCGGGUGUGUGAGAAGCCAACAGGUGGACCUGGCCUUGAUGAUAACUGAGGCACUUGCCUACACCCACUGCUGUGUCAACCCAGUCAUUUAUGUCUUUGUGGGUGAACGGUUCCGGAAGUACCUCCGGCAGCUGUUUUGGAGGCGUACAGCUGUAUCCCUGCCAAAAUGGCUGCCCUUCCACUCGGUAGACCGAGUACAGAGGUCCAGUUCCACGUCUCCAUCCACAGGGGAAAUUGAGGUCUCUGCUGACUUAUAAUUCAGACUCCUGGAUGCCAACAAAGACCAAGAAGAGAGUGAAAAGACAGUGUGCCUCUCUAAGACAGAUACGAACCGAGGAUUCAUUUUCUUGUAAAACAGAGGAACCUUGCAGGUAGCUUAGAUAGAAUGUUUGCCAUGAUCUUCUUCCUGUCGGAAAGGGUAUGUAUGAACAAAUUGAGACAUUCCAGAGACUGGGACAGUAGGUUCCAGGGAAGAAGGGCUCAGACCCAAUAGGAGGUAGGGUUUGUGCCCAAUAGCAUUGGCAAACAAAGUGAACCCCACUCCCAGUGAUUAUGGAACCAGUUGAGUACACAAUCGUGUGUACUCUGAACCUGAAAGUCAACGGCAGUUCACAGAUGCCUCCUCUACCACACCCACACUGCAGGACUUGAACUCUUAAAAACCUGGAACUCUAGAUCAAAGUAGUUGAGACCUAUUGAGGCACUGCAUUCCAUUUGAGUAGGAAAGUCUUUAGAAAGAAUUUAUAUUUGUUAAAACCAAAGAUUUCUGGCAAGUAAAUAGAGAAGAAUAUUUACCUUCCCUGCUUGUAGUCUUCUCCCUAAAGGAUCAGGCCUCUAAGAAUAUAGUAUAAUAUAAUAUAAUAUGUAUUUUGUAUUAUAUUUAUUAUAUUACAUUAACCUCCACCUCACCUUUCUAAUCCUGCAGGUUCUAUGUAUCUAAUCUGGAGUAAUACUUUUCAGUGCUUUGUCUUAUAUUAACAGCAAGGUAAAUAUGUGCUGUGUGAAAUGCACUCUGGAAUAAUUUUAUCAUGCUCAAAUAUGGAAAUUGGUUUACUUGGUAUUCCCAUUUUUAGUGGCUGCCAUCUGCUUACCUUGGGAGACUUUACUGGGUUUGAUAACUCCAUUUACUAAUUUUUAUAUCAUGCUGGAAAGAGAUAAACUUGUAUUUUGUAGUGCUUUAUUCCCUACAAUGACUUCUUUUCCUGUAAUACCUACAUUUUCACUUGUCUUACUCUAUGUUGAAUAGAAAUCCUUAAUUUUGGUGUAAUAAAUUUCAUCAACUCC
Rattus norvegicus (Norway rat) is the source of this 2409-nucleotide messenger RNA. NCBI's taxonomy places the organism in Eukaryota, Metazoa, Chordata, Mammalia, Rodentia, Muridae. The record is from RefSeq and is a predicted model, not a curated record.